Molecule: messenger RNA, 1959 nt
Organism: Caenorhabditis elegans
Lineage: Eukaryota; Metazoa; Nematoda; Chromadorea; Rhabditida; Rhabditidae
Gene: dbd-8
Product: DB domain-containing protein
Exons: 5
Coding region: 5-1783 (592 amino acids)
Source: RefSeq, marked reviewed
ACCGAUGGCAAUGUCGGUUUCGACGAUACGUGCCAUUUGUAUUUUGCUGCUUCUAUCAACGUAUACAUUGGCAGAUCUUCCGUCAUGUGCUCGUGCCAAAUGUGUUCAUUGUGCAGUUGACUUCAUCGAUAGAAUGUGUCCAACAGCUUGUGCUGGAUGCAAGACACAGCAGCACCAAUCUAUUCAGGAAGUAAAUGUACAGAGACCACCUCAGCCACCACCAGCGUUCAAUAAUCAGCCACAGUUCGCACAAUCAGUGAAUACUCGCCAGAUCUCAAACGAGGGAGGGCCACAGGUUCAGAGACCACAGGUUCAGCACCAGCAACAAUUCCAGCAACAGGUUCAGGCUCAACAUCAACAACAACAGCCACAAUUCAACAUCCCACUGCAGCCACAUGCUCAGCCAGUUCAAUUCGCUGCUCCAAACUAUCAAGGAAACCAGAUCCCGUACCCACAAGCACAGGCUCCAGCUCAAAUUCAAACCGCCACUCUUGCUCCACUAGUCGAGGCACCAAAGGUCGCAUCUUUCGAUCCAAACUUGAGCCGUCAACCAGCCGAUUUGGCACAGCCACUUCCAGAAUACCAAACCGGGCAAGUACAGUACCCACAACAAGCCGCUCAAAUUCCAUUCGGCCAACAGCCACAGCAAGGAUAUGGGCAACAAGUUGAUAAUAUUUUCAACCAACCGAAUCCAUUCCAACUCCCGACUCCACAACAAGGACAAGGACUAUUCGGAGCUCCAGGAGCCGCUGGAGCCGCUGGAGCACAAUCACAAUCGCAGGCUGCAGCUUUCAAUCCAUUCCAACAAUUCUUGCAGCCAAAUGCAGCACUCGAUCCAUUCAACCUUUUCAACUUGAACGCUAAUCCAUUGACUGUUAACCAGCAAGGCAUCAGCACUCUUCAGACCCAGCAGCAGCAAUACGGACAGGUACAGCAUCAGGGAAAUUACAACAGUCAAAAUUAUAACCAACAACAACCGCAGCAACCACAAAUCCCGCAACUUCCACAACAACAGCAGCAGUACAAUCAGCAAUACAAUCAGCAGUUCAACCCACCAUAUCAGCAGUUCCAACAACCACAACAGCAGCAGUACAACCAACAGCAGCAGCAGCAGACACCACAACAAAACCAAUACAAUCAACAGCAACAAUACGGACAGCAGCCACAGCAGCCCCAACAACCACACCAACAGCAGUACCAGAAUCAGAACAACUAUCUGCCACAGCCGCAGCAACCACAACUCCCAGUUGCUCCACAACAACAGGUACAGCAGCAACGUCCACAGCAGCCACUACCACAGCCAGCCGCUGCAGCUUCAGUUGACUCUAGACCAGUCAACUUUGAGAAGUAUAUCGAUGCAGGAAAGGGAACUCCACUUGCUCCACCACCACAGGCCCAAUGUCCACGCCAACCAGGAUGGCAGCCAUGCAUCACUAAGGACACCGCCAAUGAUCGAUUCCGCAACUGCUGUUCUCGUCUCGGAGAGGGAUGUGCUCCACUUUGUAACUACGAUGCUACCCUUGCUACUAUGCAACUCGCUGUUCUCACUGGACGCUGUCCAUUGGCUAAGGUCGGAGACGUGAUGAUCUGCGCUUCGGGCUACCAAGACGCAUCCCAGUGUUGCGAGGCUUACGGAGUCUUCGAGCCAGGAUACGAGCACUGCCGUCCAUACUGUAACCCAUCGGCCGGUCUUCCAGAAGGCGGACUUCUUACCGAGAAGUACAAGUGUCUCGUCAAACUGUCACACAUUCAACAAUGCUUCUUCGUCUCGCAGAAGCCAUAAGGUGUCAACGGGUGAUCCAUAUGUAUUGCAAUUUAAACCACAUCAAUAAUAAUAAUUUUUCUCUCUUCUCACUCAUUCCCUCAUCUACAACUUUCCUGAAUUCGUGCAAUAGAUUUCAAAAAUUCAAUUCUAAAAUGUGGCACAGUGUGCCAUCACAAUAAAUGAUUUUAAAUAUU